Molecule: messenger RNA, 1389 nt
Organism: Dermatophagoides pteronyssinus (European house dust mite)
Lineage: Eukaryota; Metazoa; Arthropoda; Arachnida; Sarcoptiformes; Pyroglyphidae
Product: serine/threonine-protein kinase haspin-like
Biological process (GO): intracellular signal transduction; mitotic cell cycle
Cellular component (GO): cytoplasm; nucleus
Molecular function (GO): histone H3T3 kinase activity
Source: RefSeq, a predicted model, not a curated record
UUCAUUAUAGUUAAUUUUGACUAACAUUGUUUAUUUCAUUAUACUGUAAAAAGCAUAAUGACAGACGAAACAAAACAUUCAAUUGAUGAUAAUGAAAUGGCUAAUUUAUCAUUCUUUGGACAAGUUUACAAUCGUUUUAUCAUUGAAGAUUCAUAUCGCAAUCAAUUGCUCAAUCAUUUGGAACAGGAUUCAGUUCCACAUUAUGGCUUUGUAUUUAAUGAUAAUCAUCGUAUAAAUGAGAAUAUUAAACAUUUAGAUUCCGGUUCUUAUGCACAUGUUUAUCGUCUAUUCGAGCCAAACAAAAUGCUAAAAUUUGAACAUAAAAAUCAUAUAAGGAAUCCUGUCAUAAUAAAAAUGAUACCAUUGUUGGCCGAAGAAUUAUUACAACGUUUGACCGAUUUUCAUCGAAUCAGUUCAUAUAAUGAUGUGCAUAAUGAAUGUAUAAUACAACGUACAUUAUCACAAUUGAAUGGUCGUUAUCAGCAUAGUGAUGGUCGAAUUUAUAUGUGUACUACAUUUCCUCGAUUGUUUCGAUCGACGUUGAUUCGAGGUCCAUUGGGUUCUUGUUUCGAUGUUCAAACAAACAACAACGACGAUGACGACAAUGUUGAUGAUAAUGAAGAAGGAUUACCAUUUAUGAACAACGUUUCGGAUGAAUUUAAUUUAACCGAUCAAAUACCACAAGAAUAUAUGAUGUUAGUAAUGGAAGAUUGUGGAUUGCCAAUAACCGAUUGUUUGCAACAAAUCAAACCAUUAGCCUGUGUAUCAAUAGUAAAACAAUUAAUUAUUGGCCUAAUGAUUGCCGAAACAGUAUUUCAAUUUGAACAUCGUGACCUUCACGGUGGUAAUGUACUUGUACAAACAACAAACAAAACAAUGAUUCAUUAUAUAAUGAGAAAUCGUACAUUUUCAUUACCAUCCUAUGGUUGUAUGAUCAAAAUAAUUGAUACUACUUUUUCACGAAUACGAAUCGGACAAACUGUUUAUCAUAAACAAUUAUCAUAUUUAUUUACAAGUGAUAAUCUUAGUUCAAGCAAAAGUGAACAAGAUCGUACUUAUGAACGAAUGAAUCAAUUAGUUACCAGUAAUGAUCAACAUUGGAAACAAUAUCAUCCACAAACUAAUGUAAUUUGGAUUGAAUAUAUUAUUGGUAAAAUAUUACGGUUAUUAACACCUGUCGAUGGACAAUUGGCGGUUGAAUCAAACAGCAACAAUGUAAAAUCCAGGACAGCAACUACUAACCACGUAAUUAGAUUAUUGACAAACUAUACAAAAUUGACUGAUAAUUGUAGUUCGGCCACCGAAUUAUUUGAUAAAAUAGUUGCCGUUGCUAAUAGAAACAAUGAUGAUCUAUGUCGUAUACGAUUCCAUUAAAAUUCCAGAAGAAAA